Messenger RNA from Sphaeroforma arctica JP610, 2301 nucleotides. RefSeq lists its product as hypothetical. NCBI's taxonomy places the organism in Eukaryota, Ichthyosporea, Ichthyophonida. Gene Ontology annotation, molecular function: RNA polymerase II cis-regulatory region sequence-specific DNA binding; DNA-binding transcription factor activity, RNA polymerase II-specific. The coding region runs from base 207 to 1613 and encodes 468 amino acids. The record is from RefSeq and is a predicted model, not a curated record. The transcript has 3 exons. Gene Ontology annotation, biological process: regulation of transcription by RNA polymerase II. Gene Ontology annotation, cellular component: transcription regulator complex; PcG protein complex.
GCCACAAUUACACGGAAUUGACGCUGGCUGAGUCUAGCUCUGAGUCUGAGGUUGCUCAAUCGUCUCGUAGUGCAUUUUUAUCGUAUGGUGAUAUGCAUCCGGUAAGCCUUGAAUAGUAGCAACCGAUUAAAAGUAGUGGAUAUUCAGAAUUCCAGAUAUACGUUGGCGAAAUCAGACGAAUUUGAAUUUCUUCACCCCUCUUCACCAUGCGGACAUGCGUUGUGUGCGACAGCAAACCAGCGACUUGUCAGUGCCGUUGUAAAACUAGGGCUUUCUGUUCGCGACAGUGUCAGGUAGAAGACUGGAAAGAACUGGGCCACAAAGGUCGCUGUCCGCGGAAGAGGAAAGUAUGCCCUGAGAAGGGCUCUACACCGCGAAGUCUCCUCAAGGCGGGGGAACCGCUAUCUAAGCUUGUGAACACACAGUAUGUACCUGUGAAUACGGGGAUGCCUGUGAUUGCAACAGCAACAGCAGACAUACUUUACAAUCCGCACCGUCAAGUGGGCGAUAAGAAUACUUCAGAUGCAUACGACAGCACGUGCAAGGCCUGUGUGGGAUCUGGGUCAGAUGGGCUGCUUGUAGACAUUCAUAAAACCAGCCCAUACACCAAGUCGGCUGAUAGAGCAAUGGGAAAGGGGGAUCGCGUCGUUGUUGUAGACUCAGUCAUAUGCACAGACCCGUAUUGCCAAAUACCAUGCAAGGAGUGUACACAGGCAUGCACGGAUGUAGCGUGUCAAAUGAAACAACUACAACAACCACAACAACCCGGACAACAAUACCAACAGCAGCCGAACACCAAACAAGUGGGGCGACACAACUACAAUCGGGGCGGUGUGGAAAAGGUCAACGUUCGAGUGGUUGGAAACGUCUUGUUGCAUGAUUCCGAGUUUGCGGUGCCAGCGAGUGUGUUUCCGCCGCUCAAGACAGGCAAUGCCACUACAACGUUAAAUGUGAGCACAGACACCAACACAGCGAUAUACACACCACACGAGCUGUCAUGCGUACCAACGGGACUGGGCACCGACAGCACAAAGAGAAAUCCCGAUACACUGAGCCUGACGCACAAUGUGUCGGUGAAGAAGUUCAGGCGGUCGCCACUGGAUGCGAUCCAGAGACAUGUUGGGUUUGCCCAAAAUAUGAUUUGCGAGACAAACCACCGCGAGGGCCCGAAAUUCACAGAGUUAAACACAGGUACGAGUACAGGUACACUUUCUAGUGUGAGCCCUACAACUAGCAACACGGGUGAGAGCAAUCCAGAAAGCAAGGAAAGCACGUGCUCUCCAGGACCUGAGUGGUCGGACGGUGGUAGCGGUGGUGGCCAGCCAAUCAAAUUGCAAGGAUCGGGCCAGCAUGCAUGCCAUUGGACAGGUUGUGGGUGGCGGUUCCACAACAAGUCUGGACUCGAGAGGCACCAGCGAAUACACACCAAAGAAAAGCCGUACAGCUGUCCGAAGGAAGGGUGUGACAAAAAAUUUUCUCAGCGCCAUCAUGUUAAGGCUCACUGUGCAUCCGUGCACGACGAGGUCAAGGCGUGGCGGUGCUCUAUGGACACGUGUGGCAAGAGCUUUUCGCGCAAAGAGAGUCUCACCAGGCACGAGCGUACGCACAAGUGAAGUGAGAUGCAAGCGGGUGCAAGUACUGUGCUGUGCUGUGCCGAGAAGGGGUGUGCGGGUGUUACAAUGGGGUCGUCGCCUGUAGAGUAGAUACUCUGUCGCAUUGUCGCCUGUACCAGUACGCACGAAGAGUCGGUCGCUUAUCUCCAUAGGUCGCCACACAUGGCUUCGGGAGCAUGGGCGUGUACACGCGUGUUCGCAGCUGCGCAUGGGCGCUCGAUGUAGGCACACGGCCUACGGCUGUCUGAUCGAUAUGGCGAGUACGUGAUUAGAAGGGGUGCGGUGUUCUACUGAAUGUGGCGGCAGCUGAUAGAACCAGUGCUCGCACACAACAGUACUGUAGGUUCUGAUCAAUGUGUAUAGAGUGGUUGAUGCUUUAACUAAAGCGACACGUGGUCUUGGAGAUACUGGCCAGUAGUCAGUACUUACGCGACCACACUGUGCACAGAUAGUGCACUUGGCACAGGAUAUCACUCAUGCAUAUUCUAGUACCUCGGAACGAGGCCGAGAGGAACGAUAUAUGUGAUCUCAACAAUGGAGUGGAGUGAGCGCCCCGUCUUCACAGAUCCUCGGCAUGUGCAAUAACGUACGUGAUGAGCUGAGCUGACUAAUAGCUCUACAACACAUAGUCGACAUUCAUACAACCAAAUAUCAUGGUGAUGUCACCAACAUAAAAUUGUAAUAUAAC